Molecule: messenger RNA, 1902 nt
Organism: Phaeoacremonium minimum UCRPA7
Lineage: Eukaryota; Fungi; Ascomycota; Sordariomycetes; Togniniales; Togniniaceae
Product: putative d-xylulose reductase a protein
Exons: 4
Coding region: 1-1902 (633 amino acids)
Biological process (GO): D-sorbitol catabolic process
Molecular function (GO): L-iditol 2-dehydrogenase (NAD+) activity; zinc ion binding
Source: RefSeq, a predicted model, not a curated record
AUGACGGAAGUAAAUCGAGCAUUUGUUCUUCAAUCGAUUAAGAACGUCUCGUUCGAGGAUCGCCCAGUUCCUUCACUUCGUGAUGAGCACGAUGUGCGCAUCCAUGUAGAGCAGACUGGCAUCUGCGGCAGUGAUGUGCACUACUGGCAAAGAGGUCGCAUUGGUGACUUCAUCCUCCAGAGCCCAAUUGUGCUUGGCCACGAAAGUGCUGGUGUUGUUGUUGAGGUCGGUAAGAAAGUAAAGAACGUUAAGGUCGGUGACCGUGUGGCAAUUGAGCCUGGCGUGCCCUGCCGGCGAUGCGACUUUUGUCGGUCAGGCGCGUACAACCUUUGUGAGGACACAGUCUUCGCAGCUACACCCCCUCAUGAUGGCACACUGCAAAAGUACUACACUGUCGCUUCUGACUACGUCUAUCCUAUUCCCGAGCAUAUGUCUGCCGAGGAUGGUGCUCUAGUAGAACCGGUCGCAGUUGCGGUUCAGAUCGUCAAGGUGGCCGACCUCCGUGCUGGACAAAGCGUUCUAGUUUUUGGCUGUGGACCUAUUGGUGUCCUAUGCCAGGCUGUAGCCAAGGCUUCCGGUGCUAGCAAAGUCAUUGGCGUGGACAUUUCCGAGUCUCGAGCACAGUUUGCACGAGAUUUUGCGGCCGAUGGUGUCUAUGUGUCGAACACCAGCGCCCCUGAAGGAACAGAUCCCGUGGAUGCGGCUCGUGCAGUGGGCGAGAAAAUUGUAGCUGAAUUUGGACUUGGCGAAGGAGCAGACGUUGUGCUGGAGUGCACUGGUGCAGAACCGUGUAUCCAAGCAGGGAUUUUUGCUGCUAAGAAAGGUGGCACGUAUGUUCAGGCGGGAAUGGGUAGAGAAAAUGUUACUUUCCCCAUCACGACAGCAUGCAUUCGGGCCCUAAAUAUCAAAGGCUCUAUCCGCUACUCUACUGGAUGUUAUCCCCAGGCUGUUAAGUUGAUCGCCAGCGGAAAGAUUCAGCCAAGCAAGCUUAUUACCCAUCGUUUUAAGUUCGAGCAGGCGGUUGAUGCAUUUGAGCUGAUCCAUCCCCUGAAGCCAUUGCAAGCCGCUAAGAAGAUCGCAAUCAUGGUUCUCGCUGAACAUCCGAAUCCCACUGCUCCAGUGCUGUCACACUUCUCCCUCGAUGGAAAAACAGCACUCGUGACUGGUGGCUCCCGAGGCAUUGGCCAACAAGUCGUUGUUGGGUUUCUUGAGGCCGGCGCUUCGGUUGGCUUUACCUACUCAUCAACCUCCACGAACGAGGUAUCAUCGCUAGUCAAGUCACUAUCAUCUGCGCACCCAGGCCGUACUAUCAAGGCCUAUCAGUGUAACGUCACAGACCGCGCUUCCGUUGUUGCUGUCACAGAGCAGGCAGCUAAGGAUCUUGGGGGGCUCGACAUCGUGGUUGCGAAUGCUGGUAUUGCAGACCAUAUUCCUGCAGAGGACUACCCCGAAGACAAGUUCAGAAAGAUACUUGAUGUGAACUUCCAUGGGGCUUUCUGGACAGCACAGGCUGCUGCCAAUGUCAUGAAGGGCUCGAAGACGAGAGGAAGCAUUAUCUUCACCGCCAGUGUCAGCGGCAUUCUUGUGAAUGUGCCACAGAAACAGGCCGCUUACAAUGCCAGCAAGGCAGGUGUGAUUCAUCUGGCCAAGAGUCUGGCCGUUGAAUGGACAGAUUUUGCGAGAGUCAACUGCGUGUCGCCAGGGUUCAUUGCAACCGAGAUGCUAGAUGUGCACCCCAAGGAGUGGAGAGAUAAAUGGUUUGGCAUGAUCCCAGCUUCGCGAUUAUGUCAAACCUCCGAGCUGAAAGGCUCGUACGUAUACCUCGCCAGCGAUGCGAGCAGCUAUAUGACUGGUAUGCACCAGAACUAUCCCAGCUACUUCCAGAUGCUAAUAGAGGGUUAG